UGUCAGACGACCGCGUGGGAUGUCUAAGCAAAGGGCAUUCGCUAAGCGAGCCGCUCGCGGAGCCAAUUGGCGCUGAGACGCUUGCGAACAUGGCGGCCGCCUGGUCAGGUUUUUCGUUUUUGUCACCAUGUUGGGCUAUAUUUUUGCCCGUCAAGCAGGUCUUGACGACCCGUUGAGGUUACGCCGGGCUGAGUCUACCAGGAGGGUGUUGAGCUUGGAGUUAAACAAGGAUAAAGAUGUUGAAAGGAUCCAUGGGAGUGGUAUUAGUACUCUGGAUAUUGAACCCGUUGAAGGACGAUACAUGUUAUCAGGUGGUUCAGAUGGCGUUAUUGUUUUGUACGACCUUGAAAACUGUAGUGGAAAACCAUGCUAUACAUGUAAGGCAGUUUGUUCAGUCGGCAGAAGCCAUCCUGACGUGCAUAAAUUCAGCGUGGAGACAGUGCAGUGGUAUCCUCAUGACACUGGCAUGUUUACCUCAAGUUCAUUUGAUAAAACACUGAAAGUAUGGGAUACAAAUACAUUACAACCUGCAGAUGAGUUUAAUUUUGAGGGAACAGUAUACAGUCAUCACAUGUCUCCUGUUGCUACAAAGCAUUGCUUAAUUGCAGUUGGUACCAAAAGCCCUAAAGUACAACUUUGUGACUUGAAGUCUGGAUCUUGUUCUCACAUUCUGCAGGGACACAAACAGGAAGUACUGGCGGUAUCUUGGUCACCACGUUAUGAGUACAUCUUGGCAACUGCAAGUGCUGAUAGUAAAGUGAAAUUGUGGGAUGUGAGGAGAGCAUCUGCUUGUCUGAUUACUCUUGAUCAACAUAAUGGGGAGAAGUCAAAAGCAUCUUCUGAAGCAGCAAAUACGGCCCAUAAUGGGCGAGUUAAUGGCUUGUGCUUUACGAGCGAUGGGCUUCACCUUCUGACAGUUGGCACAGAUGAUCGCAUGAGACUUUGGAACAGUUCCAGUGGGGAGAAUACACUGGUGAACUAUGGGAAGGUGUGCAAUGACAGUAGAAAAGGACUCAAAUUCGCCGUCUCUCAUGGCUGCAGUCCAGAAUUUGUGUUUGUGCCAUACAGUAACACUAUCGCCAUUUAUACCAUUUACUCGGGAGACCUAAUAACUACGCUUAGGGGCCAUUAUAAUUCUGUCGACUGCUGUGUCUUUCAGCCUCAUUUUCAGGAACUUUACAGUAGUGGCAGAGAUAGCAAUAUCCUUGUCUGGGUGCCAUCUGUGAGAGAACCAGAGCCCGAUGAUGCCUCUGAAAAGCAGUGUUUGAAUCCAGCUUAUGAAGAUGCCUGGAGCAGUAGCAGUGAUGGUGAAGGAUGAAUUCCUUCUGUUGACAUAAACCUGAUAUCCAUGUGCUAUGUUUUGGCUAUCGUCUUUGCAUUACAAAAUGAGUACCUACUACCAGCAUAAUGUAAAGACUGUACAUUCCCCUGUACAAAUAACUUUUUCUUUUCGCUCUCAUGCUUUGUGGUCCUCUGUGUUCCUUACUAUUAUGUCACUCUGGAACUGUUGCCAAAGAAGCACCUUCAGUACAAAUGGGUUUGGGGAGUCUCCUUUUUUGUUCUGAUCCAUAAAAAGUAGAUCAACUCAUAUUUUUGCAGUGUGGGAAAACUUUCAUUUCCACUGCCACAUGUUCAGUUGGUUGUUGUACUUAUGUAAGAUUUUUUUUCUUUCAAAAAUCCAGCAUGGUUGAGUUCAGAGGCUCAUGAAUCUUAGGGCUUCAGAGCACACUCUGCUCAUUCCCCCCCCUUUCUUUCACAUUAUUGUGUCGUGGAAUUUUUUGCUCCAGUUUCUAGUAACAGGUACAUAAUAAAACAAAGUUUGAGUCCAGU
Gekko japonicus is the source of this 1830-nucleotide messenger RNA. RefSeq names its product excision repair cross-complementation group 8 (gene ERCC8). Gene Ontology annotation, molecular function: protein binding. The transcript is spliced from 12 exons. The record is from RefSeq and is a predicted model, not a curated record. Gene Ontology annotation, cellular component: nucleotide-excision repair complex; Cul4A-RING E3 ubiquitin ligase complex. Gene Ontology annotation, biological process: protein polyubiquitination; proteasome-mediated ubiquitin-dependent protein catabolic process; transcription-coupled nucleotide-excision repair. Bases 128 to 1318 code for a protein of 396 amino acids. Lineage: Eukaryota; Metazoa; Chordata; Lepidosauria; Squamata; Gekkonidae.